AUGACUGGAUACUCAAACUGCUCCACUAACCACACUAACAUUUGGAGUCAUUAUUUAGUACUUGCACUGGGCAUCCCUCAACUGACCAUUAACAUAGCAUCUGUGAUCUUCAACUGCACUGUCAUCUUCACCAGAAUGGCAACAAAGGAUCUGCACAAGCCUAUCUCUAUACUCUUCUGCAAUUUGGCCUUUUCUGAUCUCUUCACCAGCUUUUCUGGCUUUUGGAUUUCGAUGCUGUUCAUCACCAAUCCUGACAUUACAAUCUUUGGCUCCAAGGAUAUGCUUGCACCUUAUGCCUUAUAUACUGUGUCUAUUUUAUCCACCAUCUAUAACUUGGUAAGCAUUGGAAUUGAACGCUAUCUGGCUGUGGCUAAAAGCAUGAGGACAAGAUUCAGGGUUGCUAGAAACCAUUCUAUUGCUGUAGUUUUAAUUAACUGGGUCCUUGCUUUCUUUUUGGGCUGCUUGCCAUUGAUGGGGUGGAACUGCUUGCAUAUGGGAAAAAAUCUCUCUGUCCUCUACAGCCCGUUUUGCGUUAACUACCUCAUCUUCAUCGCCAUUCCCAAUGUUGUGGUGGCUUUUAUUAUACCUCUGUUCACCUACCUUAGAAUCAUUAUCAUCCUGAGGAAAAGAAAGCUGAGAAUGAAGGCAUGUGGACAAGCUACUGGCACCUACAAAUCAGCUGAAAUCCAGGUUGCCAGAACCAGCAUUUUUAUUUGGCUCCUGGCGUUGAUCUCCUACGCUCCUUUUUUCGCAGGAGUCAUAUUUGACGCGACUAACCAUCAGUGCCCCAUCGAUCUCUACCCAGGCAUCUACAUCUUUCGAAACUGCACGGCUAUGCUGAUAACCAUGAACUGUUUGGGAAAUCCCAUAAUAUAUACCCUGAAAGCCAAAACGCUGGGGGCUAAACUCAAGGCUCUGAAAUGCCUCUCCGCCAGCCCGGUGCGAGCCUGCACCAUCGAGAACAUCUAGCCGGGACUGCCCCGGUCGAUGGAGUCAGGGAUCGGAAUUCAGGCCGGGCUCCCGCCCGCUCCCCGCGCCCGGGGCGGUUCAGCACCCAGCGAGUGGACAGCUCCGGGGCGCGGAAACGGGCGCGGAGAG
This is a messenger RNA of Grus americana (Whooping crane), 1098 nucleotides long. Its product is annotated as lysophosphatidic acid receptor 1-like. NCBI's taxonomy places the organism in Eukaryota, Metazoa, Chordata, Aves, Gruiformes, Gruidae. Gene Ontology annotation, biological process: G protein-coupled receptor signaling pathway. Gene Ontology annotation, cellular component: membrane. Gene Ontology annotation, molecular function: G protein-coupled receptor activity. The record is from RefSeq and is a predicted model, not a curated record. The coding region runs from base 1 to 969 and encodes 322 amino acids. The transcript has a single exon.